Osmia bicornis bicornis is the source of this 705-nucleotide messenger RNA. RefSeq names its product tigger transposable element-derived protein 2-like. The transcript has a single exon. Gene Ontology annotation, molecular function: DNA binding. Lineage: Eukaryota; Metazoa; Arthropoda; Insecta; Hymenoptera; Megachilidae. The record is from RefSeq and is a predicted model, not a curated record. Gene Ontology annotation, cellular component: nucleus. Bases 1 to 705 code for a protein of 234 amino acids.
AUGGCCGAAAUUCAAAAAAAGAAAAGAGUUUUUCUAUCGGUGGAGCAGAAGAUGCAAAUUGCCGAAGAAUUACAGAAGGGAAUUACGGUGAAGGCACUUUGUCGAGAAUAUGGAGUAUCGCAGGAUGUGAUUCAUCGGAUUCGUCGCGACUGUAGACUCCUAUCCAGUUUCGGGACCCGAGGGGGCCGUGUAUUGCAACACAAAAAACGAAGACGAUCUUCGAUUGAAGAUUUAGAAGAGGGAUUGUAUGCAUGGUUCGUUCAACAACGAGCGAUGGGAAACCCCAUAACAGAUUUGCUGUUGCUGGAAAAGGCCCGCGAAAUAUUGGAUGUGCAGGGAGGAACAUCAUAUGCUGGAAGCAGGGGCUGGUUGUGGAAAUUUAAACAACGCUAUGCGAUCCAUUCAGCCCAUACUCAUGGCGAAAAAGCAAGUGCUGACGAAGACGGUGCGCGAAAUUUUAUAAAGAUAUUUAAUGAAAAAAUCGAGGAAGAGGAUUUAAAUUUAAAUUUAAUAUUUAAUAUGGACGAAGCAGGCCUUCUAUGGAAAACUAUUCCUUCGAGGAGCCUCAUAACAAAUGCAGAAAGUAAAUUGGAAGGCAGAAAAUUAAAAAAGGAUAGGGUGUCCAUUGGUUUGUGUAGUAAUGCAACUGGUACACAUAAAUUGGCCCCGAUUUUUAUUCAUAAAUUCCAAAAUCCACGAGCUUAG